Merops nubicus (carmine bee-eater) is the source of this 1290-nucleotide messenger RNA. It is a transcript of the gene RAB5C, whose product is annotated as RAB5C, member RAS oncogene family. Lineage: Eukaryota; Metazoa; Chordata; Aves; Coraciiformes; Meropidae. Gene Ontology annotation, molecular function: GTP binding; GTPase activity. The transcript is spliced from 5 exons. The record is from RefSeq and is a predicted model, not a curated record. The coding region runs from base 62 to 712 and encodes 216 amino acids.
ACCUGCCCCCAGGUGGAUCCCCGUGCGGAGCCGGUGGCACCCUUGGCACUCCUGGGCCAGGAUGGCAGGUCGGGGCGGAGCCGCUCGGCCCAACGGCCCGGCCGCUGGCAACAAGAUCUGCCAGUUCAAACUGGUGCUGCUGGGAGAGUCGGCCGUGGGCAAGUCCAGCCUGGUGCUGCGCUUCGUGAAGGGGCAGUUCCACGAGUACCAGGAGAGCACCAUCGGGGCCGCCUUCCUCACGCAGACGGUGUGCCUGGAUGACACGACGGUGAAGUUCGAGAUCUGGGACACGGCGGGGCAGGAGCGGUACCACAGCCUGGCUCCCAUGUACUACCGCGGGGCACAGGCGGCCAUCGUCGUCUACGACAUCACCAACACAGACACGUUUGUACGAGCCAAGAACUGGGUGAAAGAGUUGCAGAGGCAGGCUAGCCCAAAUAUUGUAAUUGCACUAGCAGGAAACAAGGCAGACCUUGCUACCAAGAGAGCUGUGGACUUCCAGGAUGCACAGAAGUAUGCAGAGGACAACAGCUUGCUGUUCAUGGAGACGUCGGCAAAGACAGCGAUGAAUGUGAACGAAAUCUUCAUGGCAAUAGCCAAGAAACUGCCAAAAAACGAACCCCAGAACGCUCCGGGUGGCCCGGGCAGGAAUCGGGUGGUGGACCUUCAGGAGAGCAGUCAGCCGAGCAGGAGCCAGUGCUGCAGCAACUGAGGAGCCCGAGCCUCGGGGCCGUGACUGGAACCCACGCUAACAACCGCACUUACCCUAGAGCGGCCGCCGCCCGCGCCCGCUGAGAUUGCUCCAUCCCCUUCUGAUCAUAGGCUGGAGGGAGUUCUUCCACCUGCACCUUUCUGUACAAAUACUAAUUCAAUUCUAAGUCUUAAGUCACUUUUUUAAUAUAUGAACUUCUGCUCUUCCCUCUCCUGGUGGUGGUGGAUGCGUGACCUGGCGUCUGCCCGGGCGGCUCCCCCUGCCCUGGGCGAGCAGGCGGCACCCAGGUCCCACUGGGCUGUAGUUCACUCCUGGAAGCAAAGGGAUAUCGAGGUGUAGUCAACCUGGUUAAAACAACCCGUGGGUAACAGCUGAGGCUGACCCUGUACGGUAUGCCCAGAACCACUAAACUGUAGCAUUAGUCACAAACUCUGGCUCUUCAGCCACUUAUUGACCAAAUCAAUUAUGAGUAUUCUGGGGUGGGGCAGAGGGAAGCAAAACUGGUUUCUUCUGUAUUUUGUAUUGUACGUUUCUUCAUGUAACCAAUCAGUAUCUUGUCAAUAUAGUACAUACAACGA